Melopsittacus undulatus (budgerigar) is the source of this 1400-nucleotide messenger RNA. RefSeq names its product hydrocephalus-inducing protein homolog. Gene Ontology annotation, biological process: cilium movement; axonemal central apparatus assembly. Gene Ontology annotation, cellular component: axoneme. The transcript has 9 exons. The coding region runs from base 87 to 1400 and encodes 437 amino acids. The record is from RefSeq and is a predicted model, not a curated record. NCBI's taxonomy places the organism in Eukaryota, Metazoa, Chordata, Aves, Psittaciformes, Psittaculidae.
GUGCCAACGUGCCCCUGGGAAAAGUGGAUGUGCUCCUGCCCAUCAAGGUCAGAGGAGGCCCCACAUUCCAGGUCCGCCUCCGUGCCAUGGUGGCUGAGCCGUCCCUCUGCGUGUCCAGGGACAGGCUGGAGUUCUCUGCUGUCCAGUGUGGGCAGUGCCAGGAAGAAACCAUCCAGCUCCACAACACGUUCCAGGUCCCCUGUAAAUGGUCCAUCAGCAUGACUGAUCCUGUUGAGGAGGUGGACAAACAUCUGCCAGGGAGCGAGCACCAGAAGCUGCUGGAGGAGAUGAAGUCUGUGCCCUGUGGCUUUGAGGUGCUGCCCUCAGCUGGAAGCCUCGCUCCAGGACAGCAGUGCCAUGUCCAAGUCCGUUUUUCACCCACGGAAGAGAAGUGCUACCGGGGCGAGCUGCAGAUCCAGGUUUGCCAGAGCAGCCAACGCCUGCAGGUGCCGGUCUUGGGACGUGGUCUGGAGCCACGGCUGGAGUCCAUCCCCGCAGAGCUGGAGCUGGGACCGCUGCUGCCCCAGAGCCAUGGGGAAGAGGGGACAGUGGUGGUGAAGAAGCCCUGUGAGGUUUACUCAGUGCAGUUUGAGCAGCAGCACCUUGCUGAGGAGCAGCCCCUACAGACACCGAAAAAUGACAACAGCCCCAACAGCUUGUUGCUGCCUCCGUGUGCCCCGGGAGAGAAGCUGACUGAUGAGGCCCAAGGAAGGGGAAUAAAAAUGAAGGUUGACGUUGUGGAUCCACCAGGAAAGGUGGUGAAGCUGGGAAACGUCUGCAUUGGACAGACGGUGAAGAAGAUGGUCACCGUAGCCAACAAGAGUGCAGCCCCUCUCACCUUUAAGCUGAGGGUCACUUCCACCGUGCCAGAGUUGCAAGAAGCUGGGGUUCUGUGCUUGAAGCCCAGCAAGGAUCUAAAGCUGAAGGGCAGAGGAGACACCUGCAAAGUGGAGGUGACCUUCUCCCCGAAGCGCCGCAUGCAGCCGUUCAGCGGGGAAGUGCUGCUGGAGUGCCGCGGGCUGGUGCGCUCCCUCUGUGUGGUGCGGGGCUCCUGCCAGGGCAGCCUCGUGAGCCUGGACCAGGACCAGCUCAGCUUUGGAGCCGUGGUGCAGCAGAGCUACACGUGCCGGCGCGUCGUCAUGCGGAACGCGGGCGACAUGAGAGUCAGGUUUAUGUGGGACGUGGAGAGCUUCAAGCCAGACUUUUCCAUCAGCCCCACAAAGGGUUACAUCAGCCCAGGGAUGGAUGUCCCCUUGGUUGUGACCUUCCGCCCCUCGAAGCUGAGCCAGGCUGUCCAGUACGAGGGGCUGCGGUGCCUCAUCCAGGGCAGUGAGGCGCUGCGGCUUACGCUGGCAGGAUCCUGCGUGGAGGCCCCUGGCCCCAAAGAGGGCAGGAACUGA